ACUUGAUGGUGCAUCAAACUGUUCAUCUUAAAAUUUUUCUAUGUGAGGAAUGAGCACACAAACAAGAGAAAAACAAUAAAAAUGUCACUGUUUCUUUGAUUGUAAACCACUGCCACACCUUCUUCUCCUUGUCCGAUAUUCAAAGGUCUAUAGUGUCCAAGAUCCCAAGAAGCUACUUGUUAAUCUUGAGAUUAUCCUGGUUAUCAGAAAAAUCGGCUUGGGGGGUUCUUCUCAUAAUGGCAAGAACUAUAAAAUCUUGCAUGCAAUCAAUCCUGAAAGGUGUGAAUUUGAUAAUGGCAAUGGUGGGGGUUGCUAUGAUUUUAUAUGGUUUUUGGAUGGUAAGAGUUUGGCAGAGAGACAUGGGAGGUUCAUCAUUUGAUGACUUUAACUCUACUGCUCCAUGGUUUAUAUACACUUUUCUGGGCACAGGCGUCACCUUAUGCUGCCUAACAUGCCUAGGUCAUACUGCUGCAGACAGCGCGAAUGGUUUUUGCCUUUUCUGUUAUAUGGUGAUCAUCUCUGUGCUUCUCCUGGUAGAGACUGGAAUUGCAGCUGAUAUACUUUUAAAUUCUGACUGGGAGAAGGAUUUACCUGAAGAUCCAACGGGGAGGUUCCAUAAUUUCAAAGAAUUUGUGCAAUCUAACAUUGACAUCUUCAAAUGGAUUGGCCUGCUUAUCAUCUUAGGACAGGGACUUUCGGUACUAUUAGCCAUGGCCCUCAGAGCCCUUGGCCCCAAUCAAUGCUCCAUCUAUGAUAGUGAUGAAGAAUUCCCUCCAACCAGGCUUCCCCUCAUAAAUAACCAUGCUCAACAUCCUGGUUAUGUCAUUGGAGAUUAUCCCUUUACUAACAAGAAUGAAGCUUGGAAUACGAAUAAGUGAAAAGGGUAGCAGCAAUUUUCUGUAUCAUUCGCAAGACAUCAGAAAAGCAGAACACACCAUGCAAGCACAACCAAGUUAG
Messenger RNA from Durio zibethinus, 957 nucleotides. RefSeq names its product tetraspanin-19-like. NCBI's taxonomy places the organism in Eukaryota, Viridiplantae, Streptophyta, Magnoliopsida, Malvales, Malvaceae. Gene Ontology annotation, cellular component: membrane. The record is from RefSeq and is a predicted model, not a curated record.